Lentinula edodes (shiitake mushroom) is the source of this 366-nucleotide messenger RNA. Its product is annotated as cytochrome b5-like heme/steroid binding domain-containing protein. The record is from RefSeq and is a predicted model, not a curated record. Gene Ontology annotation, cellular component: endomembrane system; membrane. Bases 1 to 366 code for a protein of 121 amino acids. The transcript is spliced from 3 exons. Lineage: Eukaryota; Fungi; Basidiomycota; Agaricomycetes; Agaricales; Omphalotaceae.
AUGCAGCCUGCACGCGCGGACCUGCUCCCGCCCAAAGAUGAUCCAUUCACAUUGGAGGAACUCAAGAAUUACGAUGGAACGGUGGAAGGAAAGCCGAUCUAUGUCUCUAUCAAAGGGGACGUUUUUGAAGUCACCCACAGAAGCGACGUUUAUGGUGCUGGGAAAUCUUAUAAUAUUUUUGCUGGCACGGAUGGAUCGAAAGGUCUGGGGAUGAGCAGUCUCAAAGCAGAACAUGCAGUGCCGGAUUAUAGUGGGCUAGACGAAAAAGACAUGAAGACGUUGAAUGAUUGGCAUGCAUUUUUCCUAAAAAGAUACAAUAUAGUUGGUCGUGUCUCUGAUCUUCCCGACGCUGUGAAGAAUAAAUAA